UGGGUUGUGGGUCUCUAUCUCGUCACUCUCAAACUCUCUCUCUUCGUGAAACCUUCUCAAUCUCACUCUAGACACUCGCUAAGUCUCAAUCUCACUCAAGACACUCUCUCUAAGUCUCAAUCUCACUCAAGACACUCUCACAAUCUCCCUAACGGAAUAAGAGCUCAUGGAGACGUCUCUAUUGCAAGAGCAGCAACAGAAACAGUUGGAAUCAAAGAAAAAGGAGCUCAUAAAGACUUUGCUCUCGGAACUAGAGCAACUCAGUGUUGAAAUAAUUGAGAUAAAGAAGAUUGAGCAGGAGCUCAUUGCAACCGGCAAAAAAGUGAAGAAAGCAGAUGAUGGCUGGAAUAUUUAUGAUGAUGUUAGGAAGGAGCAACACAACACUAUCAUGGAGUUAAAAGGGAAGCUGCAGUUUUUUUGCCGGUGUUAUUUGUUGCCUGUUGAUGGUAAUGGAACUUCAAUUAAUGAUGGAACUUCAAUUAAUGUUCCUAACCUACAUAUUGCUUUGAAAGUAGAAGAGAAAAACCAUUGUUUCAAAUUUGAUCAAGUGUUUUCUCAUGAAUCUAAUCUAGAUGAUGUUUUUGGAAAAACAUCUGAAUUCUUACAAAGUGCACUUGAUGGCUAUAAGGUUUGUAUAAUUAGCUUUGGCCAAAGCUUUGACACUAAUGAAGAUGAACUACUAUAUCGCUCUUUAGAGCAUUUAUGUCAAAGAAGACAGCAUCUUCUAAAGCUUGGCAAGAAAAUCACUAUGCAGAUAUUCAUGAGUGCAAUAUCCGAAGAUAGUGUCCACAAUUUAUUGUGUGACACGGAAGAAAAUGUUGACGUGUCCAAUUUUGAAGAGUUUUCUUUUGCUUUUCAAAAGUUUGCUGAAAAAAGGACGGAAAUGAAUGAGCAGUCUUCAAGAACUCAUUUUGUUCUUACAUUACACAUAUCUUGUGUUGAGGGUUUUAAGCAACCAAGAAAUGGGGUUUUAAACUUCAUUUAUAUGGCUAGUGAAGCUGUGGAAAAGGAAAUUGAGAUCUAUGGCUUGUCAUUGCCCGAGGGGCUUGCAUGUUUUCUAAAGCCAUACUUGGAUGAGGAUGCAAAGAUGUUGAUUUUGGCUAACAUCUCCACUAGUCAUGCCUCAAAGAACUUGACUACCUUGGAGAGGUUGGAUAGGAUGAGCAGAUUCAAACUCUCACAGCCUUUUAGAAGCGGACCUUCUACCCCAGCAAAGCCCAAGACACCAAAUUUGGGGCAACGCACAUCGCAAAGAUAGAUGGUUUUGAAUACUUAAAAGGAAAACUGCCCUACCUCUUGACUGAAUUCUUGGAGUAUGUGGCUGAACAAUCUGUCAUCCUAUGCUGACAUGGAAAUGAAUCCUAAAAAUCCUGCAUUUUGGAGAACUGAAUCAUCAAAACUUUCAUAUCAAUAUAUUGUGAAUUAGUAACUUUUAGAAAGAAUUGUGAUAGGUUUUAUUUGAAUGUGUUUCCAAUUCUAUGAUCCUCUUUUUGUAUACUUAACUGCAACAGGUUUUAUUUCAAAUGUCUUCCCAAUCUUGUGAUACAUUUUUUAUGGUAAUGGUAGAUUAUUUUGAUUAAAUUUGAA
Messenger RNA from Quercus lobata, 1587 nucleotides. RefSeq names its product kinesin-like protein KIN-14N. The transcript is spliced from 13 exons. The coding region runs from base 167 to 1258 and encodes 363 amino acids. Lineage: Eukaryota; Viridiplantae; Streptophyta; Magnoliopsida; Fagales; Fagaceae. Gene Ontology annotation, molecular function: microtubule binding; microtubule motor activity; ATP binding. The record is from RefSeq and is a predicted model, not a curated record. Gene Ontology annotation, biological process: microtubule-based movement.